Molecule: messenger RNA, 2102 nt
Organism: Felis catus (domestic cat)
Lineage: Eukaryota; Metazoa; Chordata; Mammalia; Carnivora; Felidae
Gene: LHX8
Product: LIM homeobox 8
Exons: 10
Coding region: 175-1455 (426 amino acids)
Biological process (GO): forebrain neuron development; regulation of transcription by RNA polymerase II; neuron differentiation
Cellular component (GO): nucleus
Molecular function (GO): DNA-binding transcription factor activity, RNA polymerase II-specific; RNA polymerase II transcription regulatory region sequence-specific DNA binding
Source: RefSeq, a predicted model, not a curated record
AGGGAGCGGUCGAGCUCCCCGGCUACACCGGAGAGCUGCACGUUUCAGAAGAAUGACUAAAAAGUUUAAGUCACUCAGACCUCCGCUUCCCCUUCUGCUUGCUGCAGAAAGAGAUGUAACCUGAAUCUUUGUUUAGGUUUUGGUUGGGGAGCGAGAAUUAAAAAGCCACGGCAAAUGCAGAGAGCAGAUUUUUUUUUUUUUAAGUCAAAAGUUAACAGGCCAUUCCCAAUGUUUUUUUUUUUUUUUUUCUUUAAUAGUAAAUCUGGAGUAAGUUGGCUUGCCCUGAUAAAGAUCUUAACAUGUACAGAAGGCGGGUUUUCCUUAAGGAGCUCACUUAACCUGAGGCAUGGAGACUGUAAUUUGGGAGACGAAGCCUCGAGCCUAAGGCGUUCUCGGGUACAUUGCCCGGGGCUCAUGUCGGAGGAGUGCGGGCGGAUUGCAGCCCUGGCGGCCGGGAGGACUCGGAAAGGCGCCGGGGAAGAGGGACUGGUGAGCCCCCAGGGAGCGGGGGACGAGGACUCGUGCUCCUCCUCGGCCCCGCUGUCCCCGUCGUCCUCGCCCCGGUCCAUGGCCUCGGGCUCCGUCUGCCCCCCUGGCAAGUGUGUGUGCAACAGCUGCGGCCUGGAGAUCGUGGACAAGUACCUUCUCAAGGUGAAUGACCUGUGCUGGCAUGUUCGGUGUCUCUCCUGCAGUGUCUGCAGGACCUCCUUAGGAAGGCAUACCAGCUGUUAUAUUAAAGACAAAGACAUUUUCUGCAAACUUGAUUAUUUCAGAAGGUAUGGAACUCGCUGCUCUCGUUGUGGGAGGCACAUCCAUUCUACUGACUGGGUCCGGAGGGCCAAGGGGAAUGUCUAUCACUUGGCAUGCUUUGCCUGCUUUUCUUGCAAAAGGCAGCUUUCCACAGGAGAGGAGUUUGCUUUGGUGGAAGAGAAAGUCCUCUGCAGAGUGCAUUAUGACUGUAUGCUGGAUAAUUUGAAAAGAGAAGUGGAAAAUGGUAAUGGGAUUAGUGUUGAAGGUGCCCUCCUCACAGAGCAAGAUGUUAAUCAUCCAAAACCAGCAAAAAGAGCUCGGACCAGCUUUACAGCAGAUCAGCUCCAGGUAAUGCAAGCACAAUUUGCUCAGGACAACAACCCAGAUGCACAGACUCUCCAGAAACUGGCAGAAAGGACAGGCUUGAGCAGACGUGUGAUACAGGUGUGGUUUCAGAAUUGUAGAGCACGCCACAAGAAACACGUCAGUCCUAAUCACUCCUCCUCGGCCCCAGUCACAGCAGUCCCACCCUCCCGGCUGUCUCCACCCAUGUUAGAAGAAAUGGCUUAUUCUGCCUAUGUGCCCCAAGAUGGGACGAUGCUAACUGCGCUGCAUAGUUACAUGGAUGCUCAUUCACCAACAACUCUUGGACUCCAGCCCUUGUUACCCCAUUCAAUGACACAACUGCCAAUAAGUCAUACCUAAUUCCUUUUUUCAGGGAUAGAAAUGAUUAAGGAUAUAAUCUUGUCAUUUAUUAUGUAUAAAAUACCAUUGAAAAGAUAUUAAUGUUAAUUUUUUAUUUAACACUCAAAGCAUUUUCAACAUCACUUUGCUGCCCAGGUAUGUAUCUAUUGUUGGCCUGCAAGACACUUUUAUUGAUUCUUCAUUUUUUUGUAAAAUUUAUGUUUACAAGAAGAAAACAAAUCAACUUUUUUUUUUUUGUAUUGUCUGGAAAUAGUUCACUCUAGUGUGUAUCUGUUAAUUUAUUUGUCAUCAAAAGAGCACUUUGCCUAAAAAACAAAAGGACUGACAAGUGUGCAACAUGUUUACAAUCCUUUGUGAAAUUGUAGUUUACCAUUAGUUUGUAUCUGUAAGUUAUUGUUAUAAAUAUUACCUGUAUUUUUUGUUAUAUACAACUUUAUACUUUGAAGCUUGUAUCUGUGAAUUUUGCAACUGCAAUUUAUUUUGCCAAUGUUUUCUGAAUGAAUUGAAUAAAGCUUCUGUUGUAGCAUGCCAUGCAAACACAUUAUUGUGUUUGUGGUUGAUGAAUUAUGGCUGUAAAUAACACUAUAGUUUAAUAAGCCCACCCCUCCAAGUUUAUUAAACAUUUUCCAUUCUUGUGAAAGUUUCAA